Caenorhabditis angaria is the source of this 2218-nucleotide messenger RNA. NCBI's taxonomy places the organism in Eukaryota, Metazoa, Nematoda, Chromadorea, Rhabditida, Rhabditidae. The record is from the annotation of a GenBank genome assembly.
AUGACGUCGAUUUGUGAUGCGAUUUUGUCGGAUGAUGAAGAUGAAGUUUUAGAUGAGGAAGAAGAAGAAAUUGAAGAGGAAGAAGCUACGAGUAGUAAAGUUGAGGUAGGCUAUGACGUGGCAGAUAAACUAUGAACAUUUUGAAAUUGAAUCUGAAAAUUUCAACAACAAAAAUAAUCUAGCUGCUGUUUGAUCAAAAAUUUCUCCCUUUAUCGAAUUAUAGAUUUCCUGUAUAAAAGCCUUGCUCUGAUUUUAAUUCUCAAAAAUAAAUUCCCAUGAAAAUUCAAAAAUCAGGCUACUUGUAGAAAUAUUUCAAACUGUUUUUUACUAUCUUGAAGCUUUUUAUAAAUAUACCUUCUUUUAGAAGACCGAAGUAGAAGAAGAAGAAGACGAUUCUGAUGGAGAAGAUGAAGAAAAUAGUGAUGAAGAAGAAGAGGAAACUGAAGAAGGUGUGGAAUUUGAUAGUUCCGAAAAACCUCUUCAAAUAUCUGAAACAAAUAUGACAACAAAGAAUUUCAAUGAACUUGGAGUUGCAUCUUGGAUAACAAAUCAAUUAAAAACAAUGCAUAUCAAAACAGCGACACCUGUUCAAGCACAUUGUAUUCCAAAAAUAAUGGAAGGAUGUGAUAUUUUAGGAUGCGCAAGAACUGGAACUGGAAAAACAUUGGCAUUCGCAAUUCCGAUUUUGCAAAAACUUGCUGUCGAUCCGUUUGGAGUUUAUGCUUUAAUUUUGACGCCGACAAGAGAAUUGGCAUUUCAAAUUGCUGAUCAAUUUAUGGCGGUUGGAAAACCGAUUACUUUGAAAUGUUCGGUUAUUGUUGGAGGAAGAAGUUUGGUGAGUUUUUUGAGGAAUAAUCAAAUUUUUAUUGAAAAAAUGUUUUCAAAAACUCAAACCAUUUUCAAAUAUCAUUUUUUGCAGAUCCAACAAGCGUCUGAAUUAACAUCACGUCCACAUAUAGUUGUCGCAACUCCUGGAAGAUUAUCCGAUUUAAUCGAAAGUGAUCCAGAAGUUAUUUCGAAAGUCUUCAAACGUGUUCAAUUUUUCGUGUUAGAUGAAGCUGAUCGAAUGCUUGAAGGACAAUAUAAUGAUCAACUCAAACCAAUAUUCCAAGCUCUUCCUCAAAAACGACAAACUCUUUUGCUUUCUGCAACAAUUACAAAUAAUAUCAAUCAUUUGCAUAAAGUAUCAGUUAGAAAACCAUUUUUCUUCGAAGAUAAGGGAAAUAUUUCGACGGUUGAGAAUUUGGAACAGAAAUUUGUUGUUUGUCCGGUUUCGGUGAAAGAUGCUUAUUUGGUUUAUGUUGUGAAGAAUUUCAGUGAGCGAAAUCCGAAAUCAUCGGUUAUUAUUUUUGCACAAACUUGUCGAGAAUGUCAAGCAUUGGCUUAUAUGUUUGAAGGUCUUGGAUUUAGGGUAAGUAAUUUUGGGGGAGGAGGGUUAGAUUAGUUGAAAUUUGUAAGAGAAGUAGCUUUAAAAUAUUAAUGUUUCAAGUUUGGUUGAACAUUAAUUUAUUUUUGAUGAAAUUAUUGUAGAUUCUAUGUUUUGUAAAUGAUUUAAAAUGAAAUUUUUUGCAAAAAAUAUAGAUUUUUUACCAUCAAAAAUUUAGGAUUUCAUUUUUAAAAAAAUACAAUUAAAAUAACAGAUAUUUUUCAGGUUGGCUCACUUCAUUCACAAAUUGCUCAAAAAACUCGUCUCGCAGCACUUUCAGCUUUUCGUUCAAAAACUCUUCAAGUAAUAAUUUGUACAGAUGUCGCAUCUCGUGGUCUUGAUAUUCCACACGUUGAUUUGGUUGUAAAUCAUAAUGUUCCACAUUGUCCAAAAACAUAUAUUCAUAGAGUUGGUCGAAGUGCUCGAGCUGGAAGAUUUGGAUCCGCUUUGACUUUUGUAACACAAUAUGAUAUUGAAUUAUUGCAAGCAGUGGAGAAAAGUAUUGGAAAGAAAUUGGAGGAAUUAAAAGUUAGUGCGAAACAUGUGACAAAAUAUGUGACGAAAGUAAUUGUGGCCAAAAAAGAAGCAGAACUCAAAUUGGAUAAUCAGAAAUUUGGAGAAAAACGAGAAAUUAAUAAGAGGAAAGAACUUUUGUUGAGUGGAAUGACUGAAGAAGAAGCUGAUAAACAUAUGCAGAAUAUGAAAACGAAAAGAAUUAAUGAGUCGAAGAGGAAAAUUGAGAAGUUGAAUGGACAAAUUGAGUCGAAAAAAGCCAAGAAAUCGAAAUCCUGA